Molecule: messenger RNA, 651 nt
Organism: Adineta steineri
Lineage: Eukaryota; Metazoa; Rotifera; Eurotatoria; Adinetida; Adinetidae
Source: the annotation of a GenBank genome assembly
AUGAUUCCAUUGCCACUUCCUUCAUUAAAAUCAACAGUUUCUUUAGUGGUUCUAGCCAUUGCUAUUGGUAUUGGAUCAUUUCUUUAUUUAACAUUAGAUACAGAUUUCGAAGCUCAACCUCGAACCCUACUACAUACAUCACCUUCAGGUUCUCCAACCGACAGAAUCAGUGCAAUAAUAAAUAAUGCUCGUCAAGCAUGGUCUAUUGUUGAUAACAACCGUGCUGUUGUUGAUGUUCAAACAUCAUAUGGUAAUGUAAUACCUUCACAUAUAACUGAUCCAUUUGAACUUCAAUCAUGGACAUCACCACCUGCUUCACAUUCUUUUACUGUUAAUGUUUAUAAUCGUUUAAAACAACGUGUUCUACAAUUUACUUAUGCACUACAAUUUACAUAUGGAGGUUCAUUAGAUGGUAAAGGUGCUUAUUUAGAUCGUGUUACAAUUAUUCCAUCACGUAUAUCAGUUUCAUGGGGUUUUGUAUUUAAUGCAAGUGUUCAAAUAGCAUCCGUACAAAAUGUUGGUACACGUGAAGAUCCAAUAGCUGCUGCUCAUGUUGAAUUACAUUAUCGAAUAGCAGGACUUAAUGUUGCUGAAAGAACUGAAUCUUUUCAUGUUAGAGGUGAUGGACAAUAUGUACAUUUAAAUAAUUAA